GCGACAAUCGGUUGUCCCAAUAUACCUUGCAGUUUACGGCUACCUUUGCUUGAACCCACCAUUUAACCUGCUCGAUCGCUUACUACUUGACACUAAAUUUGCGUCAGAGGUACCGUAGCGACAACUUGUUCUGCUUCUGCUGCGGCCAGUGUGCGGUCUGCGUAAGAUAUACAGCUCCCUAGAAAGAUGUAUAUAUAGAAGCAAUUGUAAAAUUCUUAAGUGUCUUGCACUUGCAAUUGCCUCCCAAUUCCGCUGUUAGCAUGGAUCGGGUGAAGGUAGGAGUUCUGGCAGGCCUGCUCUUCUUCUUGUCCUUCGUGACCAGCUCAUCCAACGCGAAGAAAAGCUCAGGUCGCGCCAAAUUGGUGAUACCCAUACCACCGGAAAACCAUAAUUGGACCUACGUCGACGAUUGUAGGCACGAAAGAUGCAUGCAAGACUGCAAAGACAAAUGGAAAGACGCAUAUGACGUUAGAGGGAACUGCUACAAUUUGUCAUGUGUAUGCCAGCACAAACCGCCGUGCACUCUGAAGGCGUGCCACCGUUUGUGCAAGAGCGCCCAAGCAGGCAGGGACCGGCUUGGCCUCAAAGCGAUAUGCGUUAGAUCGGACUGCAACUGCGACUGGGACGACAAAUGCGAGAGAAGGCAGUGCCGUCAAUCCUGCAUAGAUAAAUUCAGGUGGACUCGCUAUUCUACUUUUUCUGUCCACUCAAGAUGCGUCAACGAGGUGUGCAUCUGCAACACUUCAUCCCGGAGGGAUCGCGGCCGUUAACGUUGCGACUGAGUAACAGCACCAAGUAUAUAUAGCUCACUUAUUUGUUUGACAAAUAAAACGCCUAUGAGGCACUGGGCUAAAAA
Dermacentor andersoni is the source of this 856-nucleotide messenger RNA. NCBI's taxonomy places the organism in Eukaryota, Metazoa, Arthropoda, Arachnida, Ixodida, Ixodidae. The record is from RefSeq and is a predicted model, not a curated record.